AUGCUUACAAUCACGGGCGGCGUCGUCUUUCUCCCCAAAGAUGGACCGAAUGGUUCUCAUACCUUUUCCAAUAGCCUCGACGCCAACAAUGUCCUGUAUGAGCGGCUGAGUGCUGGCGAAGUCAACCGUCGAUGGCCCGGGUUCAAUGUUCCGGACAGCGUGGACACCAUUUAUACGGCAGAUACAGGCAUCGUCCAUGCUUCCAAGGCAGUGACCACCAUUCAGUAUCUUGCCCGUGGUGCUGGCGCCAUUCAUAUAUAUAUAUCGGCGGCAGGCGACGUCCAUGCCAAAAAGAUCAUCAUUGCCGCCGAUGCUUGGACCAACAAACUCCUCGGACCCCUCGGCGUUGAGCUGCCCAUUACGGUAAUGCAGGAGCAAGUUACAUAUUACAAACCCAAGCCAGAGCACGAGGCCCGCUUCGAGGCAGACAAAUUUCCGGUGUGGAUUUGGGGAGGGGCAGGUUCAGAUGAGAAAUGGUUCUAUGGCCUCAUUCCAGACCAUGGCGAGGAGUUACGGACAGUUACUUGCCAAUACACCAUCACCCCUGAUCGGCAGUUCAUCAUCAGUCCUAUGGAAAAGCACAAGGACAUCAUUGUCGCCCUCGGGAAUGCCUAUGCGUUCAACUUUGCGCCAGCUAUUGGUCGCGUGACGGCUGACCUUGCUUUGGAGGGAAAGGCGACAGAUGACCUGUCCAAGUUUGGGUUCUCACAGCCGACAGUGAGCAAGCUUUAA
Molecule: messenger RNA, 732 nt
Organism: Clonostachys rhizophaga
Lineage: Eukaryota; Fungi; Ascomycota; Sordariomycetes; Hypocreales; Bionectriaceae
Source: the annotation of a GenBank genome assembly